AUGAGCGUGGAGAUUCUGGACGGGAAAACGAUGCAGAGCUUCGUGGAGGACGAGGGCGCCUUCAACGCCUCCGUCGACGGCCGCUUUGCGGCGCUCGACGGCAACCAUGACGGCGUCCUCUCGUACCCCGAGAUGGCCGGGGAGCUCAUGAGCCUCCGGGUCCUAGAGAAGCACUUCGGCGUUGACGAGGCCGGCGCCAUGGACGACGAGCUCGCGGGGCUCUACCGUUGCCUGUUUGCGCGCUUCGACCGGGACGGCGACUGCGCGGUGGACCGCGAGGAGUUCCGGGCCGAGAUGAAGGAGGUCAUGCUCGCCGUGGCCAACGAGCUCGGGUUCCUGCCAGUGCAGAUGGUCGUCGAGGAAGGGAGCUUUCUCAAGGUGGCUGUCGACAGGGAGCUGGACGGAGCUGCCUGA
This is a messenger RNA of Triticum dicoccoides, 414 nucleotides long. RefSeq lists its product as uncharacterized. The transcript has 2 exons. The coding region runs from base 1 to 414 and encodes 137 amino acids. Gene Ontology annotation, molecular function: calcium ion binding. NCBI's taxonomy places the organism in Eukaryota, Viridiplantae, Streptophyta, Magnoliopsida, Poales, Poaceae. The record is from RefSeq and is a predicted model, not a curated record.